AUGACAAGUGGUAAAAUACCUGAUGAUGCAAUCACGGCGUCAUCUUAUUAUUCCAGCGAUUACAAACCUGGCUAUGGAAGACUGAAAUGGGUAGGUUAUUGGUGCUCUUGGACACCCACUGCAGCAGGGAAAAUCGGCUCGUGGCUUCAGGUUGAUUUGGGACAACUCGCCACAGUGACAGGAAUAGCAACCCAGGGAACAUGCAUCAACCAAGAUUUUUUUUGGGCAGAGUCGUACUCGGUUUCAUACAGCAAUGAACCCAAUUUAUGGACAUCUUACAAAGAAUCAGGGAAUGUAAAGGUAAGUCAGCGCAUCAAUCUUGUACGGCGAAAUUUUACAAAACACGGAUGCAGAAAUUAAUAUAAAGGCCCGUUUACACUUGCAUUUUUUGCUGCGAUUUCUAUAAUGCGAUUUCUUCAGUCUUCUGAUGGAUGUGAACGAGCAGAUGUGUUACGAAUGUUCUGAGUAUGUGUACCUCAUCUGAACAUUCAUAACUUAUCCACUCGUUCACAUGCAUCAGAAGAAGAAAUCGCAGCAAAAAGUGCAAGUGUAAACGGGCCUUAAGUGCACAAAAAAUUGUCCACUUAGGCCUAGCUGUUCUGUGAAGCUCGCCAGAGUGGGAUGAAUUGUUGAAACCUCAUCUGACUUUUUGAUUUAGGUUUUUCAAGGAAACACCGAUCAAAGUUCCAUCGUAACACACUCAUUUAAACCUCCUAUUCGUGCUCGGUACAUUCGUGUGUUGCCAAAAUCCUGGAGCGAUUGGCCUACAACGAGGCUCGAGCUUUACGGUUGUCGCUACUAG
Paramuricea clavata is the source of this 802-nucleotide messenger RNA. The record is from the annotation of a GenBank genome assembly. NCBI's taxonomy places the organism in Eukaryota, Metazoa, Cnidaria, Anthozoa, Malacalcyonacea, Plexauridae.